Gloeophyllum trabeum ATCC 11539 is the source of this 2604-nucleotide messenger RNA. Its product is annotated as P-loop containing nucleoside triphosphate hydrolase protein. The record is from RefSeq and is a predicted model, not a curated record. The transcript has 21 exons. Gene Ontology annotation, molecular function: nucleic acid binding; ATP binding. Bases 1 to 2604 code for a protein of 867 amino acids. Lineage: Eukaryota; Fungi; Basidiomycota; Agaricomycetes; Gloeophyllales; Gloeophyllaceae.
AUGUACCAAGAAAUACACCCGGAAUCCGCCUGCGCCCAGUAUCAGAUCUCCGUAUGUUACUCGAUAUUGGCGAAGUCUGAACCUGAUAGCCAUACCUUUGUGAAAGCUGACGUCUACCGCGCGUCGUUCAAAUUUGGAGUCUUCAAUGCUAUACAAUCGAUAUGCUUCGACGACGUGACUUCAUCUUAUCCAACGGUAGCACCCACUGGCAGCGGUAAAACCGUUCUGUUCGAACUUGCUAUAAUCCGCUUGCUUAUGGAAUCUGGCACCGGUGCACGAGCGACAAAAUGCGUGUAUAUGGCUCCAACUAAGGCGUUGUGCUCCGAAAGGUUCCGAGAAUGGACCACCAAGUUUGAAGUGCUGGGUGUCAAAUGCUGCGAGCUAACCGGCGAUACUGUUCAGUUUGGCAAGAGUGCUUGGGGAGACGCUAAGAAUGCUACUAUUAUGUACGGAGAGAAAUGGGAUAGCCUGACCAGGCACUGGCGAGACUACGGGCAAAUCCUAUCCCAAGUCCAGUUAUUCAUGGUCGACGAGGUGCAUAUCCUGAAUGAAUCUAGAGGCAGUACCUUGGAGGUCGUGAUCUCUAGGAUGAAAACGCGCGGUACCUCUGUACGCUUCAUGAUGGUAUCUGCUACUGUCCCAAAUAUCGGGGAUAUUGCCAGUUGGGUAGGUUCCCGGAAUAAGACCGGCCCGGCGAAGAUCUUUCAGUUCGGAGAGGAGUUUCGCCCGUGUAAAUUGACGAAGUUCGUCUACGGUGUUCCACGUCACAGGAACCAGAACGAUUUCGCGUUUUCGGCCAGUCUGGAUAAGCACCUCUUCCCAGUGCUGCAGCAGCACUCGGUGAAUAAGCCGGUUCUUGUCUUUGUUGCCACUCGACGAGGGGUACUGGUAACCGCAGAGCACCUGGCUGCGGAGUACGAGAGAGCGUCUCAGGCCAAAAAGCCCUUGCCUUGGUCACAGCCUCGCAACGCGACCUCCGCAGAGCUAGCAUCAGUCGGCAUCGGUGUGCAUCAUGCGGGGCUCAGUAUGGAUGAUCGGCGGGCGACGGAGCAUUUGUAUAUGGAGAAGAUUCUGCGAUUAGUGGUGGCGACGUCUACAUUGGCAGUUGGAGUCAACCUGCCUGCCCACACGGUCGUCAUUAGAGGAGUCAAGAUGUACCAAACGGACGGAUACAAGGAAUAUUCCGAUCUUGACAUAGUACAGAUGAUGGGUCGCGCCGGUCGCCCUCAAUUUGACAAGGAGGGCAUUGCGAUCAUUCUCUGUGAGACGGAGUUAGAGGCGAAGUAUCGAGACCUCGUUCAAGGAAAGACUGUCCUCGAGAGCUGUCUUCAUCAGAAUCUCUCCGAACAUCUUAACUCGGAAGUGGGAUUGGGCACGAUCACCGACGUAUUUACGGCCAAAGAGUGGUUGUAUAACUCUUUCCUCUUCCAGAGGCUACAAAGAAACCCGUCUCACUACGCGAUAGGGAAGACGACCGGUCAGUCCUGGCAGGAGAGGCUAGAUGAGAUGGUGUUGCAUAGUGUCACGGCCCUAAAAGACUCGGAGCUCCUGGAAUACGAUGGGGAUGAUGACUCCGGCAGUCUUCGGUCGACCGAAUAUGGCGAUAUAAUGAGCAAGGUAAUCUUAAUAACUACUACUCAAUUAAGCAUGCUCAUUAAGCGGCGACGACGCUCAGUUCUAUGUGCGUCAAGCGACGGUCAGUCAUUGCAGAUAUGCAUCCCAUCGUCUAAUCAUCCAGUUUACAACCGACUUCGGGAACAUGAAGAUAUAAGAUUCAAGAUCAAGAAGGUCGAGAAACCUGCGGACAAGGUCUUUCUCCUGAUUCAGGCUGUGCUCGGAGGUAUACCUUUGAAUUCUUCGGAUUUCAAGAGCUCGGACAGUCAGCCGCCUCUUGAUGCACUGAGUGUCUUCCGGCACGUAGGGAGAAUUGCAAGGGUAGUGGUGGAAGUGUCAUUAGUGAAGAAAUAUGGUGCUCAGAUCAAAUUCGGGCUAGAACUCAUGCUAUUGAAUCGUCGCCCACCAUUCGGCCAUGAAGUCCUUGCUUGCCUGGCGGAGUUGCCCCGGUAUAUCCUAACCAUCACAGAGCAAGCUAUCACGUCGAGGGGCGGGAAAGGCCCAGUGAACGUGGAAAUCCUGGUUGAAUGCGGACUGGCUUCAGAUCAGGCAUCGCAUGCACCGAAGCCAAAGAAGAAUAAGGCGAGGCGAGGGGACAUGACCGCAAUUUUAACCCUAACGUCUGAUCUCGACUUCGUCGACUUUCGCCGGAUCUCGACCAAGGCUCUAACUGCGUCUAAGAGCUUUAGUGUCACGGCUGACCUUACGAAACCCAGCCAAUCUAUCCAUGUCUACAUAGCUUCGGAAAGUAUAGCUGGCGUGACGGUAUUGAAGAUGUAUAAGCCGCAGAUAAACGCGACGGAGUUUCCAGUUGUUAAUACUCGACCGCUCAACUCUGUGGAAGCCGACCUCCAAGGAUUGGAGGACGACCCAAACUUCUGGUAUACAGCUUCAGAUGAAGAGGAUAAACAAGAGGAUAAACCGGUAAAGGACUUGACGAAACCAAACGGUGGACUACUCUCUUCCAGCCUUUUGGACAACCGUUGCUGA